UCUCCAGAUGUUCCUGAGUCUCUCUGGCCCCUGUACUGUGGUCAUACUCAGUCCUGAGAGAGCUGGACCUGAGGGACAACAACCUGUGGUACUCUGGAAUGAGGAUUCUCUCUGCUGGACUGAGGAACCCCAACUGUGCCUUACAGACUCUUAGGCUUUCUGGUUGUCUAGUCACAGAGAAAGGCUGUACGUUUCUUGCCUCUGCUCUGGAGUCAAACCCCUCCCACCUGAGAGAACUGGACCUGAGCUUCAAUCACCCAGGAGACUCUGGAGUGAAGCUGCUCUCUGCUAGACGGAAAGAUCCACACUGUAGACUGGAGAAACUCAGUUUGGACCAUGGUGGAGAGUCCAGAAUCAAACCAGGCCUGAGGAAAUAUGCCUGCCAGCUGAAGUUGGACUCAAGGUCAACAGAUGGUGACCUGACUCUGUCCGAGGCCAACACGAGGGUGGUGAGGAGAACGCAGGUUGACCCAUAUCCUUAUUUAGAUUUCUCAGAUUCAGAUGACUCAGAUUACUCACAUCGGCCCAAAAAGUCUGAUAAGUGGGCCAAAGUACGCUGCAGGGAGCCCCUGUCUGAUGGUCGUUUCUACUGGCAGGUUGAAUGGACUGGCUGGGUUGAUAUUGGGGUGACAUAUACACCCAGAUGGGAUCUGGAGAAGAAGAGGUCUUGGGGGCUUUUCUGCUGCAAUGAACAGUACACAUUUAUUCAUAGUAACAGGAUCUCAGUUGUAUCAGUACCCAGACCGGACCCAAAGUGUAUAGGAGUGUAUCUGGACUUUCCGGCCGGCACUCUGUCCUUUUACAGCGUCUCCUCUGGUACACUGACCCACCUGUACACGUACCACACCACGUUCACUGAGCCCCUCUACCCUCAGUUCAAAAUCAUGUGUGAUGAGAUAGAGAUAUUUGGCUCAGUUAAGAUCCAAACUCUGUGAAUGAAACAAACUGGGAGACUCUGGAAUGAAACAAACUGGGAGAUUCUGGAAUGAAACAAACUGCGAGAUUCUGGAAUGAAACAAACUGCGAGAUUCUGGAAUGAAACAAACUGCGAGAUUCUGGAAUGAAACAAACUGCGAGAUUCUGGAAUGAAACAAACUGCGAGACUCUGGAAUGAAACAAACUGGGAGAUUCUGGUAUGAAAGCAGCCAUCACCAGAGUAACUGACAGACAGAUUUUUUAUGUUUGUAAUUAGAUUUAGUCUGUGGUUUUGGGGGGAGGGUUGAAUUGAACUUUAUCGAUACCCAGAUGGGAAAUCAAAAUGGUACAUUGAUGAUCUAAACAAUGAUUCAUGUCAAUAAAGUUUUGUAGGAAACUGAGA
Salvelinus fontinalis (brook trout) is the source of this 1318-nucleotide messenger RNA. Its product is annotated as neoverrucotoxin subunit beta-like. Gene Ontology annotation, molecular function: protein binding. The coding region runs from base 99 to 935 and encodes 278 amino acids. NCBI's taxonomy places the organism in Eukaryota, Metazoa, Chordata, Actinopteri, Salmoniformes, Salmonidae. The record is from RefSeq and is a predicted model, not a curated record. The transcript has 4 exons.